Molecule: messenger RNA, 990 nt
Organism: Mucor mucedo
Lineage: Eukaryota; Fungi; Mucoromycota; Mucoromycetes; Mucorales; Mucoraceae
Exons: 2
Coding region: 1-990 (329 amino acids)
Cellular component (GO): membrane
Source: RefSeq, a predicted model, not a curated record
AUGAUAAAUAUACACAAUCGUGCUGACUCAAACUUCCCUAUAAGUGCUACCUGGGAAUAUACUUGGGAAAUAGUAUGCAAGGCAUUUGAUAGCUUGCUUUCUAACAAGAAUAUUACUUCUUCUAUUCUUUCACUCGUUCAAAAUCCCACUCAGUUAAUCGUAUUUUAUAAAAAUACGGAUCCUUUGGUAUCUGCGUUAUAUUUCACGACAGGUCUUAUUGUAAUUCAUUAUGUAAUGUCUGAAAUAACAAAAAAUUACAGCCAAGUUGACAAAGCCUGGUCCAUUCUUCCUGCCAUAUAUGCAUGGCACUUUACUAUUCAUGACUACGUUUUGAACAAUUCGUUCCAUCCCAGACUCCUAGCGGCAGCUAUUCUAAUUUCAAUUUGGGGAACUCGUCUUACGUAUAACUUCGCUAGAAAGGGCGGCUAUUACUGGUCUGGUCAAGAUUACAGAUAUCCAUAUCUUCGUGAGAAGCUCGGUGCACCAUUGAUGGCUCUUUUGAACAUCGUUUUUAUUGCACCAUUUCAGGAUUACCUUUUGCUUCUUAUGGUCACACCAUUAUAUAUCACUAAUUCUUUAAAUUCGGCAACAGGAGUUCGCACUACCACGUUAAAUACAUUGGAUUAUAUUGCCAUCAUAUCUCAUUUGACAUUCCUAUUGAUUGAAACGAUUGCAGACGAGCAACAAUAUGUAUUCCAGACAGAAAAGUAUGCCUUAUUAAGUCACUUAAAGGUAUCUCAAUUGAAAGGGGAUUAUAAACAUGGAUUUCUUUGGCACUCUGGGCUAUUUCAGUAUAGCCGACAUGCCAAUUUUUUUGCUGAGAUGUCCAUGUGGUGGGUGAUCUAUCUCUUUUCUGUGUCUGCAGUUCAAGAGGUUUCAAAAACAAAUGACGUUGGUACCUUUAUAAAUUGGACAAUCGCAGGGCCGCUUAUAUUAACAGGCUUAUUCCAAGGAAGUACAUGGCUGACCGAGGUAAUACAACUCCCGUGA